GUUGAGGUAAUUGAAAACCAAGAUAAAUUUUUCUGCAGCGGAGAAGAAAAUAUAUAAGAAAAAACGAUAUUAGUUGAAUUUGGCGCUGGAAAGAAUUUUAGGAUCUCGUUAGGAUGUGGAAAACCUACAUAGUCAGAAAAAACCUACAUAAUAUCAAAAAACCGACCUAAAGCCGCAGUUCAAGUUACGUAAUACCCCUCCCGAGGCCGAACAAGGGGCAAAUGAUAUUUUGUGGGCAGAGGUCUAGGGUCCACACUGAAAACCAAAUAUCAUUAACGUCGUAAUGUGUGCGAGAGAGGAGCGCGAGAAGCGUGCAAUACAUAUGUUAGAGAGAGAUAGAAGCACCUUGUUGCCUAGCGACCCCAGUACGAGGUCACGGAUGCCAUCGGCCGACUCUUUCUAACAUACAUAUUGCACGCUUCUCUGUCGUACACAUUACGACGUCAGUCAAAUUUGAACCUCACCGUAUGUGUAUAUAUUAUAUUUUGUGGUGGGCUCUUAGGCUCGUCUAAGGGUGGGCUCCUAUCACCUGUCAUUUGUAGGUGACAAGUGGAAAGUGGAAGGAGUAGCGGGAACAUGAAGACAGCUCUUCAUGGACAAUAAAUAAAAAAAACUGGGGAAAGAGACAGGUCAAUAAUGUAAUCAAAGCUAAUUGUUUAACGAAAAUAUGACAGCUAGGAAAAUAUAAUGCAUUCUUGAGACCUCGGUGGUCUGUGGUGUUGUGGUGUAGCCGAGGUUUUCUAUGCUCACCUCAAUAAAAUGUUUUGCACAUGUUUUGUGCUAUAGAGGAUUCACCCAUUCACCGACGGGAUAAAAUCCAAUAGUAGAAGGGUUUAUCUCUGUCCAAUAGUGUAACGGGCCAUCAUGUGGUAAUUACUUGAACUAACUGAAGAUAUCUGAUUGGUGGAACGUCAGGGAUUUAUUGAACGAACAAGAAGCAUAACCUUAUUUUUUUGAGGAUCAAUUUUUCAAGAAACUUGCUGAAAGUAAACGUGUUAAAUCAUUGGAAUGCAUAAUUCAAAGAGCAGCUUGGUCCUUUUGAAUGAUUCUUAAUAUUCAUAUGCGAGUUUAAGAAGGCUCCCACCAUGAAAACAAAUAAUUGGAAGCAAACUAGUCAUUACAACAGUAGAACACUCCAAGGCCAUCUGAGCCAUUUAUCUUUAUUGGACUAUAAUACUGACUUACUUGAAAUAAAUGAUCAAGACAUCUAUCCUGCUAGAUCAGAGCUAUUUGCAAAAUCAAGACCAUCCAUUGCACCAAACAAAAUAAAAGGCCCAUACUCCUCUGUGGAAAAUUAUUUGAAAAUACAAUAUGACUUAUUACGAGAAGAUUUUAUUGGUCCACUUCGACAAGACCUUGCUGCCUUAUGCAAAGAUAGAGACACUGUUCAAAAUAUAUAUUUUCAUAAUGUCAAGUUUUUACGUAAAGGAAUAAAGCAGGAUUCAACAUGUCACUGUGUAAAAAUUUUAUCAAAACUGGAUAAGGAAGUUGUUGCUUCAGAUUCAAAAAGGCUGAUAACAGGGUCAUUUCUGCUUUUUUAUUACAAAGACUUACAUACUGCUAUCUGUGGGAAAGUUGAGGACAAUGACCUGUCAAAAUCUCAAAGAUUAAUUGUUAGCCUCCAUCCAGAUACAUAUAUGUAUUUAAACAAAGUAUAUACAAUGAUAGAGUACAGUGUCCUUUUUGAACCUUACUACAAUGCUUUGAGGGCUUUAAAAGGAAUGUCUGACUAUACAUUUCCUAUGGAAAGGUAUAUUGUGAACUUAAAUCUUUCUGUGAAUCGACCUAGUUACCUUGUGGGAAUAACAAGAAAUGUAUAUGAACGUAAUUUGAAUAAAUAUCAACUUGCUGCUUGGCAAAAUGCAGUGAACAAGGAAUUUGUAUUGAUUCAGGGCCCUCCAGGCACUGGAAAAACAUUUUUAGCUCUGAAGAUUGUGAAAGAUCUCAUUAUCAAUUGCAAUAGAGAAUCUCCUAUAUUAAUAGUUACCUACAAAAAUCAUGCUCUUGACACCUUCUUGGAAGGAUUAUGUGAUACAACCAAAGAUAUUAUCAGACUCGGAGGACAAUCUAAAAAUCGUAAGAUGGCUGAAUUGUCAAUAAAGAACCAGAGGAUACAGCAACGUGAACGUGGAUUCACCGGCAAUUCGGCAUUUGCAGUGAAUAAACUUUAUAAAAGUUAUAUCAGUGCUGAACAGAAACUAAAAUCAUUUGGAGCACAUUUGGAUAUGGUGCUUACUGGAGAAGCUAUUGUACAGUUUUCUACCCUGGAUGAGUCACUUCCGAAAUUUUGUCCCCAUAUGUGGGAAGAUGUGGGAUUUAACCAUGAAAAACGGAUCAUGUGGCUAUUGCAGAGUAAUGAUCAUGGAGAGGAUUUCGAACUACUGGAAAAAGCGGCUUCAUUGUUACAAUUAUUACACAAAUCGGGCGGAUGGCUGUUUACAAUGUCAUCGAUUAAAUCGAUUUGUAAAGACAUUGAAGAUUUAAUAAACUGUAAGGAUGUGGAAAUGCCUUUAUCUGUGCAGUGUGAUGAAAAACUUUGUGAACUUUCUAAUAAAAAAUUGAAAAAGUUAAAGGAACUUUUUUUGAAGCAAAUCAGCAAAAUAAAGAAUUACAUGACAUCAGACUUGCCAAAGAUAGAUAUCAGUAAUAUGACAGAUUUAGUCACAAAUCCUUUCAAUAUACCUGUCCGUGGACGAUGGCAGCUUUAUAGGGAGUGGAUCGAUAAAUAUGCUGCAAGAUAUCAUGAGAAUAUCGACAAGGCUAUUGUUGAAUGCAAGGAGGCCUACAAGGAUUUCGACAGAGCGAGUCUGCCAGACAAUGUAGAGUUGAUGAAAAGAAUGAAAGUCAUAGGAAUGACCACCACAUGUGCUGCUAGAAUGCGUAGCACAUUGGAACUGUUGAAAUGUCCCAUUAUUGUGGUUGAAGAAGCUGCAGAAGUUCUAGAAGCACACGUGGUUUCAGUUGUUACGAAACACUGCAAACAUCUAAUCCUAAUAGGAGAUCACCAGCAACUCCGUCCAUCCGUAGCCGACUAUGAGAUCGACACGAAGUAUAACCUAGGUGUCAGUCUAUUCGAACGUAUGGUGAUGAAUGGUGUUGAGUGUCACACGUUGAAUGUUCAGCAUCGGAUGAGGCCCGAGAUAUCAAGACUGAUCGUUCCUGCCAUAUACCCUAAUCUUAAAGAUCACGAAUCUGUCACAAAAUAUCCUGACGUAAGAGGAAUUGAUGGAAAUGCCUUUUUCUUGGACCAUAAUGAGCUGGAAGAAGAUGCAUUAGAACAAAGCAAGAAAAAUACUCAUGAGGCCAGGUUUCUCAUUAGUCUAGCUCAAUACUUAUUGAUGAAUGGUUAUCAGCCUGAAGAAAUAACCAUAUUAUCAGGUUACUUGGGUCAAGUCAAAACGCUCGAUAAAGAGAGGCGGUUGUGUUCCCAUGAAGGCAUGAAAAAGAUUGCAAUUAAAUCUGUUGAUGAUUAUCAGGGUGAAGAAAAUAAAAUAAUUCUAUUGUCUUUGGUCAGAAAUAACGCUCACCGUAGAAUAGGCUUUUUGUCGAACGAAAAAAGAGUAUGUGUAGCUCUUUCCAGAGCAAGAGAGGGCCUCUACAUUAUGGGAAAUAUAAGACACCUGUCUGCCAGAAGUAAAUUAUGGAGACAAAUCCGACAGAAACUUGAAUUUCAUCGUGCUGUCGGUCGAAAACUAGGAUUAAAGUGCCAAAUCCAUGGUGGCAUCGCAUAUGUGCAGUCACCUAAAGAUUUCAAAAAUAUCAAGGAAGCUGGAUGUAAUAAUAGUUGUAAGGUGCAAUUGAAAGAUGUACAGGUGCAAUUGAAAGAUGUACCUCAUAUUGCGGUUGACUCGUGUGAUGGAAAUUCUUCGUCACCUAAAGAUUUCAAAAAUAUCAAGGAAGCUGGAUGUAAUAAUAGUUGUAAGGUGCAAUUGAAAGAUGUACAGGUGCAAUUGAAAGAUGUACCUCAUAUUGCGGUUGACUCGUGUGAUGGAAAUUCUUCAAGGUGUAUAUUUCAUCCAAGUGAAGUAGUGUUUAUUUCGACAAUUUUAUACUGUUUGGCCCCGUCGUGGUUUUAUUUUUUUAAUUUUGUGGUGAUAUUUCUAUUAUCAUACAUUUUUGCUUUGUCUAUGUGGUAGAAUCCUUAUUCUUUGCUAUUUUUUGUUAAGAAUUCCUCUGUAUAUUUACUUUAGUUUAGGUUCAUAGUAUUUUUAGUUGUUUUUACAGUACCAAAAUACAAAUUGAUGUUACCAACUGAAAAGUGUCGAAAAAUGUUACUUCCAUGUCUUAUGUUAAUCUAUCUAUAUAAAUAGUCUAAUCAUAUUAGCAAAUUUCCCUGAAAUAAUAGUAAAGUCUCGUAAUGCGACGAUAAUUUCACGCAACUACUUGAAAUUCUUCAUAUCCGUAGGUUUCGUACUUGUAAAUAACAACAACAAAAUUGGAGUUCAAAGAGCAUUUAAUAGUAAAAUACUCGUGUUUACCUGGCCGAUAUGAAUCACAAACCAUUCCAAAAGGUUAUUUAUAUGCGAAAAAUAAAGUUACGUUUUCUUCUAAACAAAUUCAAACAUUUCGUAUUUGUGAGUAAUAGAGCAAAUGCGCCAAAAUAUUCGAAAAACAUACGUUCUGAUACACAUUUUAAGAAAAAGCGGAUGUGUCAAUCACCUUUUGUUGUAAUUACUCACAAAUACGAAAUGUUUGAAUUUGUUUAGAAGCAAAAAACGUAACCCAUUCUUUUUUGCAUAAAAAUAACAUUUAUCUUCCGGAAUGGUUUGCGAUUCAUAUCGGCAAGGUAAACUAGUGUAUUUGCUAUAAAAUGCCUUUUGAACUAACCCUCUAUAUUGCUCAAUAAACUAGUAGUGAUGGUCGGAAAACAGGUGUUUUGGGAUAAACAAUUAGAAAUUCUCGAAAACUACUUGAUCAAUCUACUUCAAUUUUGUUAUGGUUAUUUAGAAGUAUGAAUCCUACGAAUUUGGAGAUUUUCAAGUAUCUGCGAGAAACCGUCAUUGCACAACCAAGUGCCAAAACUUGCAGUUUGCCUCGGUUUUCGGCCAUAACUUUUUUGGUAUUACUGGGAUCUUUUUAUGUGUUGUCUCAUUUUGUAGGUCUCAUAAAUACCUAAAAAUCUUAUAUAAAGAGUUGUUUCGCUUCUGCCUACAGUUUUGAUUGAAUUCCAAAAACACGUUUUCUCAUUCUUUGUUGCCGAAAACGUUUUCCCACAAUAAUUGGUGCAACCUAUUUCAUGCGUCCAUGUUUUAAAUACCUCCUUGGACAACUUCCAGCAAUAAAACCAGACUUUACAAUUAUUUCGCAAACCAGGGGUAAUUUCGUCUAAUAUGAUUAGACUUAAAAGCCCAAGUAAACGCUCAUAUCUAAAGAAAGUAACAUCAUUUUCAUUAAAAUACUGAGAUUAAGCUUUUAGUUGAACACUGUAGCCCUUCAAGAUUGUUGAAUGAACACAUCACUAAUAUUUUUUCAGGUCUGUGCAUGAUGAAGUGGUCACCAAUACCUCUGUAUCUAAAUGGUUUCGAUGCUGCUGUAUUUUAUAAAAAUAUUUUAUAGGAAUUCUAAUCGACCAUAGUCGACAAGUACAACGUCAUUUUGUAGAACCUAAACAGGAUGCUUUCGUCCGUCUGACCAGAAGACAGCCAACCGUAGACAGCUGUUUCGUGCUUUUUGGCUACUCAUCAGCCUAGUCUAGGAUUGGUCUUUCGUCUCUGGGACAACGAACGAGAGCAUCGCAACUAUCCUCUACCCCGGGAGGUACAGGCCAUUGAAAUAAGACCAACUGAGAUCUUUACAGAUCCAACAAAUAGCAGCUAUGUGCUCUAGCAGUGGUCGAUUCUGGUGAUAGAUGGCGCUUUGUGCUGCCUCAUUUGUUAUCUUCAAUGUUUAUGACAAUUGAUCGAUGAUCGGAAGGUAAUGCUGCAGCAGUGCGGCUAGGAAUUCGACGUUUUCUUAAUAAGUUGACAUAAAAAAGUUUCACGUAAUUGUAAUUUAAUUUCAAGUUAUAAAAUAUUAUAUAAUAGGAAUAUUGUCAUUGACUGUGAUAAGGAUAUAGUUAGUUUAUAAACUAAUCUAAUAUAUGAAUAUAUCAUGUUUUUAUAGGUAUUCAAAUAAAGUGUUGAAAAAGUAA
Molecule: messenger RNA, 6130 nt
Organism: Acanthoscelides obtectus
Lineage: Eukaryota; Metazoa; Arthropoda; Insecta; Coleoptera; Chrysomelidae
Source: the annotation of a GenBank genome assembly